CGGGGGAAAAAUUACCAGCCUGCCAUCGGCGCGGCCCCGGUGCGCCCAGGGGCACAGGCGUCCACCGCACGGUAUUUGACCUCUCCCUCGCUCCCCGUUCCGUGUCGGCGAGCCCUCCACCACCACCACCUCCUCCUUUCCCCCUCCUCGCCCUCCCGCGGCCACCAACCGGCCCCGAUCCCGGAUCCGGCGCGGCAGAUCCGGAUCCCGGCGAUGGCGUCCACGGCGGCGAGGCGGCUCAGGGAGCUGCAGGGGCGGCCGGGGAACAAGACGUGCGUCGACUGCGCGCAGAGGAACCCGCAGUGGGCCAGCGUCUCCUACGGCGUCUUCAUGUGCCUCGAGUGCUCCGGCAAGCACCGGGGCCUCGGCGUGCACAUCAGCUUCGUCCGCUCCGUCACCAUGGACUCCUGGACCGAGCCGCAGCUCCGCAAGAUGGAGGCCGGGGGCAACGACCGCCUCAACGCCUUCCUCGCCGCGCGGGGCGUGCCCAAGGAGACGCCCCACAUCCCCAAGUACAACUCCAACGCCGCCGCCGCAUACCGCGACCGCAUCGUCGCCCUCGCCGAGGGCCGCUCGUGGACCGACCCGCCCGUCGUUAAGGAGACGCCCGGAUCUGGCGCCCCCGCCCCCGCCAGGAGGCCGCCCUUGCCCGCCGGAGGAGUGGGUGGAGGCGGUGGCGGUGGCGGUGGCGGUGGAUGGGAUGAUUGGGACGACGAGGUCCGUCCGGAUAUGCGUAGGAACCAAUCGGCCGGAUCUUUUGCUGGCCCUGGAGCGGAUUCGGGGAGACAGCCGACGAGGUCCAAGUCCACUCAGGACAUAUACACCAAGCAGGAGCUGGAGGCGUCGGCGGCCAGCAAGGAGGAUUUUUUUGCUAGGAGGAUGGCGGAGAACGAGUCCAAGCCUCAGGGGAUCCCUCCCUCUCAGGGCGGCAAGUACGUCGGCUUCGGAUCCACCCCGCCGCCGUCGGCGAAUAGGAACAACAACGGUGCUGCCCAGGGCGAUGUCAUGCAGGGAUUUGGACGCCUUUCGCUUGUUGCAGCAUCUGCUGCCCAAUCUGCUGCUACUGUUGUCCAAGUUGGCACAAAAGAGAUUCAGUCAAAGAUGAGGGAAGGGGGUUAUGAUCAGAAGGUGAACGAAACUGUCAAUGUUGUAACCAAUAAAACUGCAGAGAUAGGAAGCAGAACCUGGGGGAUUAUGAAAGGAGUGAUGGCAUUGGCCACACAAAAGGUAGAGGAGUAUGCCAAGGAAGGGGGAGUGGGCGGUGGCUGGGGUGAUGAUUGGCAACAAAGGGAGCAGCAGAACAACAGCAACGAGCCUUACCGCAGGUAUGAGCAGGAGACCAGCAACGGCAACGGCUGGAAUUCUCCGCAAGAUGGAUCAGCUAAGAACCAGAACCGUAAUUCCAAUUCUUGGGAUGAUUGGGAUGACCAAGACAAGAAGGAUGAGCCUGCCAAGACAAGCCAGAGCAGCGACUCGUGGGCCGGCUGGGACGAUUCGAAAGAUGACGGUUUUGAUAGUUACAGCCAUCACAGCCCCGCCAACAAGGGUGGGAGCAAUCAGAAUGGAACCGCUGGCGGGUCAUAUUGGGCCGACGGCGGCUUCCGCUGAUGUUGGUCUCUUUGCGAGAGCCAUAUACUUGCAGAGUUGUUUUAUGCCAGAAAAAUGUGAGCGUGCGGUUGUGGUUCUUAUUUCAGGAUAUACCGAAGUGUUGAAGAGUAAAAGAGUUUUGUUUUUUUGUAAGUUGUCUACAAUUGUUAUGCCUAGCGGCAUGUUCAUAUGGCCAAGGCUCAUUUGAAACUGCCAUCCAGCUAUUAAGAAAUGUCGAAUUGAAAUUGUAAUCUACACAUUACAUAGUACAUCCCUGCAGAUUCUUUAUUCCUUGUA
This is a messenger RNA of Triticum aestivum (bread wheat), 1884 nucleotides long. Its product is annotated as probable ADP-ribosylation factor GTPase-activating protein AGD6. The record is from RefSeq and is a predicted model, not a curated record. Bases 214 to 1608 code for a protein of 464 amino acids. Lineage: Eukaryota; Viridiplantae; Streptophyta; Magnoliopsida; Poales; Poaceae. Gene Ontology annotation, biological process: vesicle-mediated transport. The transcript is spliced from 3 exons. Gene Ontology annotation, molecular function: GTPase activator activity.